This is a messenger RNA of Capsicum annuum, 1312 nucleotides long. RefSeq lists its product as uncharacterized. Bases 98 to 1114 code for a protein of 338 amino acids. NCBI's taxonomy places the organism in Eukaryota, Viridiplantae, Streptophyta, Magnoliopsida, Solanales, Solanaceae. The transcript has 6 exons. The record is from RefSeq and is a predicted model, not a curated record.
AUUAGCUCCUUCAAAACUAGCCGUUAUAUAUUCAAACUUUCUACUCUUUCUCUCUCUAAUUCUUUACUCUCUCUCUCUCUAAAUCUGCAAAGCUCAAAUGGCAAUAUCAGUAGAAUCUUCAUCACCUGCUUCCCUUAACAAGGGUUCACCAAGCUUGAUGGGUUCGUCACCAAUUUACAGUCCAUCAUCAGAUAAACGUUUCUGGAGUAAUCUUCGCAGCAGGGUUGAUACUCUUCUUGAAAAUCGCGAAAAUCAUAACGCUGCUCUAAAGCAGCAAGAAGGAGUGGAGGAUCGAUCGAAGAGGAUGAAGGAGGAUGCUAUGCUUUUACUAAGAGGAUUUGAUUCUGUUUCUUGCUCUCUUUCGCAGUUAUCGGAUAAUCUGGAAAAUGCUCUUCAGGGAGCAAGAGAUCUAGCAAAACCUCCCACAUUGACCGAGAUACUUCAUUGCACGAUGGAAAAGGCGAGCAGUGGGGAAAAUCAAUCGAAGGAAGAUAAACACGAGGGAGACAAAGGUAAAGAAGAGAGCGAAGAAGGUGGCAAUAGAGGGUUAAAGAGGAAAUUCGAUACUGAAGAAUCCUCCGAAGAUCCUCAACAAGACGAUGAUACCAAAAGAGAAAAUCGACAUGUCCUGAAAGAGCUCGGGAAGUUCAAGAAAGCCAAAAAUCUUGCGAUUUCCAUGGCGACAAAAGCAGCCACAUUAGCUCGAGAACUGAAAUCAAUGAGAUCAGACUUGCGCUUUAUGCAAGAACGUUCUGCUCUUUUGGAGGAGGAGAAUAGAAGGCUUCGUGAUGGCUAUGACACAGGGAUACCACCAGAAGACGAUGACCUGGUGAGGCUCCAAAUGGAGGCACUACUUGCUGAAAAAUCCAGACUUGCAAAUGAAAAUGCAAACUUGAAUAGGGAGAACCAGUGUCUUAGACAACUUGUUGAGUACCACCAGUUGGCCUCGGAAGAUCUCUCUGCGUCCUACGAGGGCUUACUUAGAGGAAUGGGAUUGGAUAUUUCAUGUUCACCCGAGGAUCAUACCGAGGCAAAUGAUGGAUCUGGAGGAGUACGCGAGAAAGACAUAUCCGGUAUUUCCAAAUCCCUUGAUGAGAUCUACGACGAAGAAUGAAGAAAAUAGUGAUUCGAGUAAAAGUUGCUUAUUAUGUUGUAAUCUACAAACAACAACAUAACAUACCCCGUGUAAUCCUACAAGUGGGGUUUGCGCCGUGUUGUAGUAAUCUUCUACCUAUAUCAAAAUUUGUAAAAUUUGUUGUAUCCUAUGUUUCAUGUUGUUAUCUAUAAUGAAAGACAACAAUUAUCUUGUUCC